AUGCUAAUCAGUGCCCCAAAGCUCUAUAUAAUAGCAAAAGAAGGCUCAAUUUGGUCCUGUGAAUUCGCAACGCUCGCAGCUAUAAAUCGCGCUCUCGUGACAUCCCCGGAGCCUCUUUCCAAUAUCGAAUUUGCCUUUAAUACAGAUGACCGGAUUGAGCCCGUCGCACUAUGGGGUUACGCCCGACAAGCAACUGACGAACUGUCCUGGCCGGAGAUAAAAGCUGGAUCGACGAAGGAGGUCCUUAUGAAAAUCGAGCAAGACGAGCAAAACAGCGUAACACAGUGGGCGUCCAAAUCAGCAAAAUUAUUCUGGCGCGGUGUUGUCAGAAUGGGGCCUGAGAUUCGGGAUAAGCUGUUGUCCGUCACGGCGGGGAAAGAAUGGGCUGAUGUCAAGGAGCUAGGAUGGGGUGAUGAUGAGAGUAUGAAGAAUGAUUAUAAAAUAAUGCCGCAGCAUUGUGGAUAUAAAUUUAUCGCACAGACAGAGGGAAAUAGUUAUUCGGGGCGGUUGAAGUAUUUACAGAUGUGUCGGAGUGUGGUUGUUUCACAUACUCUGGAUUGGAUCCAGCAUACCUAUCAUCUUAUGAGAAGAGAUGGCCCCGAGCAAAACUUUGUCGAAAUUCAGCGGGAUUGGGAAGAUCUUGAGGAAAAGAUAUCUUGA
Penicillium vulpinum is the source of this 660-nucleotide messenger RNA. RefSeq names its product CAZyme family GT90. The record is from RefSeq and is a predicted model, not a curated record. Lineage: Eukaryota; Fungi; Ascomycota; Eurotiomycetes; Eurotiales; Aspergillaceae. The transcript has 2 exons. The coding region runs from base 1 to 660 and encodes 219 amino acids.